Messenger RNA from Anopheles funestus (African malaria mosquito), 2049 nucleotides. RefSeq names its product trichohyalin (gene Ndc80). Bases 121 to 2049 code for a protein of 642 amino acids. NCBI's taxonomy places the organism in Eukaryota, Metazoa, Arthropoda, Insecta, Diptera, Culicidae. The transcript is spliced from 2 exons. Gene Ontology annotation, cellular component: Ndc80 complex. The record is from RefSeq and is a predicted model, not a curated record. Gene Ontology annotation, biological process: attachment of mitotic spindle microtubules to kinetochore.
UUCACUUUCAAAGCUAAACGAAAACACUACAAAGACGCUGCAGCGUUCGCAUCUCGGUGUCUAUAUAAUCACACAAUUAUUCACUAUUCUGCACUUUUCCUUGAUUGGACCGCAGCGACCAUGUCUACUACGAAGCGUAUUACUAUGCCACGACGUACACAGGAAUUCGAUAUACCGGCCCCACAAUCAUCGGUGAAAAAGCCACAAUCUCGAGUAAGCCGAAUUGCACAACCUGUACGUAAAUCCAGCAAACUUUCCGGUUUGGGACAGUUUGGCGAAAAUGGUCGAUCCCGAUCGGUAGAACGCGGGCUUAAUGUGCCACCUGUGGGAGGACCGUCAACAGCCACGAAAAAAUCCCUUAACCCUCGCAGCAGCAGUGCUACACCACAAUUGCGGACGCCGUUGCGAAACAUGGGUCAUAGUGUGCUGAAUGCAGAAAAUAUCCCACCCUUCUCAAUUCCUUCCACGAUAGAACGUGAACGCUGCCCGGUAGAUGCGCGCCAAGUAUUCGACUACCUGGCACAGGCGAACGUGCCCGACCUGCCGAAGGAGUUUAUCGAACGUGCCAACAUAAAGGCGAUGUCGAUGAAACAGUUUCUCAUCAUCAUUGCCCACCUGUUGCGGCAGAUAGGUGGCAGUCGGUAUAAAAUCGGGGCCAACUUCAUCGACGACAUUAUGAAAGCCAUCACAGAACUGCAGUGUCCGUUUACGGUGAACAAAUCGAUGCUGAAAACACCGAGUGCACCACACUCAAUUCAUCAGGUGGUGACGAUGCUUUCCUGGCUGAUACAGCUUGCCGCUCCACCAGCACUAUCGUCCGAGUGGGCACCAAACUAUGAUCAUGCUGCCGAAUUUCCAUCCCCGGACUAUACGCAGUUUUUCUUUCAAUCAGCCAUCGAAAGCUUCCAUCUGUGGAAUCUGAAGCGCGAGGAGGAAUUUGGCGCACAGGUGGAAGCGAUGGUCGACCGGUUGGUGGCGGACAAAACGGGUGGAUUGUCACAGGAACAGGUGCGUGUUAGGACGGAGGAAAUCUGGAAACAGCUGGAAGCCAUCGAUGCUGAUCGGUCGCAGGGAAAAACGCGCGAACAAAGCUUUGACGGCGUGCAACGGGAAGUGCUGGAAAAUCAACGUCUCGUAAAGCAGCUAUCGGAGGAAACAAAACGAUUAUCGAAACAGUACGAGCGUCUCGAACAGGAAUACUAUCAGCGACAGGAUCAGUACUAUGAUUGCGAGAACGCCAUCCAAAAAGUGAAGGAACAGCUGGCGAACCAACAGAUGACGACCAAGGAAAGGGACGAUCUGCAGACAUUAAUCGCACACAGCAGAAACCUUAUCGCGGCCAAGCGUAAUGCAAUUGCCUGUCUGGACGAAGAAUCUUCCGAUCAUCAGAUCACCCUGUCGAGGCUGAUCAAGCAAAAGAUUAAUUUGGCCUCUGAGCUGAACUCCAAGCUGUACAACUUUUCCAACGCCGUCAAACCAGACAUUCAAUUUACCCCGAACGAGAUAAGCCUAACGUCCGGUAAUUAUCCCGAACUGGAACAAACGCUGCUGGCACUCGAGCAGGAGCUAACGGAUGUGUUCCGGCAGUAUCGGGAUCUGUAUCUGCGUCUCAGCCAACAGAAAGUACACCUCGAGCAACAGGUUUCCGAUGUACAGUUGAAAAUCUCGCCGCUAGAAUCGAAAAUAGCCAAACAAACCGAAUGGCUUCAACAGCUUCAGCAGCAGCGCGAAACGAUCGCCAGGGAACUUGUUGCUUUAGCGGAACGUGUUAACGAACGCGAAACCAGCCAGCAGCGGGCAAAGAAAUUAGAUCUAAGCAUGGAACAGGUCCGCAAAGAGCUAGAAAGCAAGUUGAAAGCGAUCGAAAAACUAACCCACGAUAAGCAGCAACUAAUGGAAGAGGGACUAGAACGGUGCCGGCAAGCGCUCGAUGAAAGACAGCGAAAGCUGACCAUUCUACGCCAGCACGUUGAAAGCUGCGAAACCAUCAUGAAGGAGCUAAUGGAUGUUUGCUUCAGGGAUACAGAGAGGCAAAACAUAUCCGAUUAG